Lactuca virosa is the source of this 634-nucleotide messenger RNA. The record is from the annotation of a GenBank genome assembly. NCBI's taxonomy places the organism in Eukaryota, Viridiplantae, Streptophyta, Magnoliopsida, Asterales, Asteraceae.
CUUAAAAUUAAAAAAUGAUACGUACAACAACCAAAUCUCACUCUCCCACUCCUGACGAUGAUCUGAACGCACUAUCACCACCCUCUAUUCGUCGACGCCGGACGCUGUCGUCGGCAUGUGGGUUGCUGCUUCCGCGAUCGUCGUUGCUUCCGAUCGUUGCCGCUUCCUAGAUAGCCGCCACUUCCUCGAUCGUCGCCGCUGCAUCCUCAAUCGCCGCCGCUUCCUCUAUCGCCAAAACUUCCUCGAUCGCUAUCGCUUCCUCGAUAGGCGCCACUUCCUUGAUCGUCGCCGCUGCAUCCUCAAUCUCACUGUUAGGAGGAUGGGUAGGCGUAAGAGGCUAUGCAUCACCUCAACUGAUAUCCCUAUUGACAGUGAGAUACAUGAUCAAAGUUCUGAGUUUUCUGCAACUGAUAUCCCUACUGAAGGAGAUCAAUCAGGUCAUGCACAAACUACUGAAGGAGGCCAGUCUACUGCUGAAGAACACAGCUCUACUGAAGGAGGUGCUCAAAAGAAGGUAAGGGGUUAUACUCAAAAGACCGAGACAUGGAGCAUGACUAGCUCCCAAAAAAUAGUAGUGACAUUUAAUAGGUUCGGAAAACCGGUAGGAGAUGAAGGAAAUGAACUCGUACAAUAA